Aspergillus eucalypticola CBS 122712 is the source of this 1042-nucleotide messenger RNA. RefSeq lists its product as uncharacterized. Lineage: Eukaryota; Fungi; Ascomycota; Eurotiomycetes; Eurotiales; Aspergillaceae. The record is from RefSeq and is a predicted model, not a curated record. The transcript is spliced from 4 exons. Bases 442 to 966 code for a protein of 174 amino acids.
UUCUGGGUUGGCCCAUCCAUGUCACCUGCCCUUCCCCUUCCUCCCUUUUCUUCCCUUCUUCUUCCUCUUCUUCUCCUCCUCUCCUUUCCCUUUCCUUCUUCCUUUUCUUUCUUUCUUCUCUCUACUAUCUUGUUGGAUCCUACUGACUUGAUUCUCUCCCUCCCAUUCCAUACUACUUACUGUUCACACUACUUACUGUCCAUACUAUUUCCCCCUCACUUACUGGUAAGUUCAGCCUCCUAUCUAAGAGUAGCACUAGAAUGCUCGAGUAGUUGUUCCACGUCACCACUCGGGUCCUUCCCUCCUCUGCCACUGGAGUGUCCUCAGUGGCCAAAGGAACAUUAUCCAUCCCCUUAAUAGUACACACAACUAACAAGCUAUUCUGUAUACCAGUGCUCCUACUAAGAGACUCACUGCUUCCUGUUACCAUACUCCGCAGUCAUGUCUGAACCACUCACCAAGAUUGACUCGGCCAUCGAGAUAUCGCCCAAGGAUGAGAAGGUCCACGAUAAGGAUGCCAAGAAGACUCACAGACGUACCUCUUCCCAUGCUGAGGGUGUCUACAACAUCAAGGAACUUGAGGAGAAGAAGAUCGAGAUUACCCUUCCAAUUGAAACCCAGAAGACUGGAUGGAAAUUGAACACCUCACCAUCGACCAUUGAGGACAAGGACAUCCUAAAACUUCAUCUGAUUAACCCCCCGGUCAAGAAGAUCGAUCUGCACUUCCCACUAGGGCUCGAAGUCACCGCUCGCAAUAUGAAGGGCGUCACGAUAAAGGAUGCGCUGGACGCAAUCUACAAGCAGUUCAAGAAGAAGGCCGACGAUGAGUUGGACAAGCCUUACCUCGCUGGUUUCGAGUGGGACAAGGACGAGUGCUGGACACGCCUCAUUGUUCACCAGACCAAGCAGGGCCCUCCUCAACAGCCCAGCAAGAAGUCCAAGAAGAAGAAGGCUGAAGAGGCAUAGACUGCGGUUGCUUCGGACAGGCUGUGCCCAUUUUACAAUGUCUUCUCUUUUAUCUCUCUUUCAAUGGCUACUUCCA